CUCGUCUGGGCAUCACACCACCGCAUCACUCCACUCCACCUACCUGUCUCGCCCUCCUUGUUCACAUCAUCCAUCUCCCUUGGCUUUCCGUUGGACGCUUCGAGAGAGAGAAGGAGGAAGAAGAAAGAUGGCGGACGAGGGGACGGCCAACUGCAUCGACAUCAUCCUCGCCAUCAUCCUGCCGCCGCUCGGCGUCUUCUUCAAGUUCGCCUGCGGGAUCGAGUUCUGGAUCUGCUUGCUGCUCACCUUCUUCGGCUACCUCCCCGGCAUCAUCUACGCCGUCUGGGUCAUCACCAAGUAGGACUGCAGGAGGGGCUCCUCUGCCUCUGCCGCUAGGUGAUCCAUGGCGAACUUGUUCUGUGUCUGGCACAAGCCGUUUGUCUGAGAUGCGAGCUACAGUUCAUGGUGCUGCCUGCCUACAUGUGUGUGUUCAUGCUGUUGUACAUCUGUGUGUGUUGUCCGUGCUUGAUGAUUAGCCUCCUCUCCUGUCACCCUCCCCAGUGUAGUGCAUCCAUCCAUCCAGUUGUUCCUCCGCGCAUUUUCGUCGUCCAUGUACUUUGAACUUUGAUUAAUUAAUUAAUUAAUCAAUCAAUUGAUUGGUGGAGAAGUUUUCCGUU
Triticum dicoccoides is the source of this 617-nucleotide messenger RNA. Its product is annotated as hydrophobic protein LTI6A. The transcript has 3 exons. Bases 128 to 301 code for a protein of 57 amino acids. The record is from RefSeq and is a predicted model, not a curated record. Gene Ontology annotation, cellular component: membrane. Lineage: Eukaryota; Viridiplantae; Streptophyta; Magnoliopsida; Poales; Poaceae. Gene Ontology annotation, biological process: response to abscisic acid; response to salt stress; response to cold.